AUGCCAGGCCAAUUCCAAAUUGUGAUGCUCAAUACAUGGGUGUUCGUUACCCUUCUUGCUGCAGCAUUUGCGCAGAGUUUCGCGGAUUACCCUCGGGACAACUGGCCGAAUCUCAGUACAGCAUGCCUAACGGCAGUGAAUACUACCGUGGCGUGCCCGAAAAUCCUCGCUUUCUCGGCAGAGAACAACACGCCACGCUUGCCUGUUGAACAUCUCACAGACCUCUGCACGACGAAUUGUCUCGACUCCCUCAACGAUGCAAAGACGGCGAUUCAGUCAGCAUGCAUACUUCCUACCGAUGUGAUGCCUGCGGAAUACGGCAGCCUCCCGAUGACGUUCAUAGUAGACCUGCUUAUCUACACGUAUGGUCUAAAUUGUCGUCGGGAUGCGAUUACACAGCAGUACUGCGAUGUGUUGUUUCUUGAGUGGCUGAACCAGCCGUCAAGCAAGCUCACGGACGACCAGCAAUGUUCCGACUGCAUGCUGGGUAUCAUGCAGCAACAGCUCAACUCUCCCUUUGGGUACGACGAAGCGUUUGCCUCCGCGUUUGUUUCGGUUACGUCGUCUUGCUCCAAGUCGGGUUAUGCCUUUACAUCGCCAGCAUCAUACGUCGCCGCCAGAAUAGGAUCGCCCACAGCAGCAUCCGCUUCGCCAACAGCAGCGCUUGAUCCGGGAUGUGUGACCAUCUAUACAAUCCAAGCCGGCGACACCUGUGAGAGUGUCGCGGCGUCUCAAAACGUCAGCACGUUUGCCGUGUAUGGGCCCAGCGGUCUGAAGCGCGCGUGCUCGUCGCUGCCAGCCGUGGGCCAGUACAUCUGCCUGAGCCGCCCGGAUGGCCUCCCAAUUCCCGAUGUCGCCGUUCCUAGCGCCGCGGUGCCCGCGACGGGUACCGUAUGCACGAACUACACAAACUACGUUGACACGACCAUCCGCGAUAGCGUGUUUCAGCCCCAAAUCCCGUUGAACCUUGAGAUUUCCAAUCGUUGUUUUUAG
Molecule: messenger RNA, 993 nt
Organism: Dichotomopilus funicola
Lineage: Eukaryota; Fungi; Ascomycota; Sordariomycetes; Sordariales; Chaetomiaceae
Exons: 4
Coding region: 1-993 (330 amino acids)
Source: RefSeq, a predicted model, not a curated record